AUGGCGGUGUGGUGGUGGGUGGCAUUUGCGAUCGGCGUUCUGUGUGGCCUCGGUGGACGCCAGCGCCCGCCGCAAAAGAAGGGAGUGAAGGUACAAGGCAGAAAGUAUGCGCAGAGGCAGCGGGGAGAACGUGCGGGGCUGCUGUGUGGGAGGGGGGGCAUGCUGUGCGUGGUGGGCGUGGUCGUAUUGCUCCUACCAACAGGGAUGGGCUGGUUGCAGCUCCUUGCGUCGGUGUGGCGGGUGCUUGCUAGGGGUGUGGCCAUGGGGGCGGUGGUGUGGGGGCAUGCGCAGACAGGGCAAAGGAGUGCGCGAGGCCCAGGUAGGUGUGGUGGGGGCGGCGGGGCUGAACGGGCGCCGCUUGAAGGGGAACGUGCCAUGAUACUGAGGGAGGAGUGGUUGAAGCUGAUCUUGUCGGGCGACAAAACAGUGGAGGUGCGAGGUCGCAAGGCAAAGCUGGGCCAUGUAUGGCUAGCACACGGGAAGAAAGUGUAUGGCAGUGCAGUGAUUAGGCAGUGUGUGGAGGUGAAUUUGGAGGAGUUCCACGCGCUCCGAGGAGAACACCAGAUUCAAGAGGAACGCCUGCCUUAUAGGCGCACCUACGCGUUGUGGCUUGCGCAGGUGCAGACUUUGAGUGAGCCAGUGGUCUUCCAGAAGAAGUUGGGUUGCAUUGGGUGGGCUCGCAUUCGGUAUGCUUUGCCACAGCGAGGGGAAGUGGGCAGGAAGGUGAAAAGGAAGCAGUCGAAAUGCGGGGAGGAGGUGUGCGUGGAAGGAGCGGGACUGUCGAACGUGGGCAACACGUGCUACAUGAACAGCUGUCUGCAAGCACUGUUUCAUUCGAAGCGCCUGUGCUUGAGGCUCCAAAGCCACGUGGCAGAAAAAAAGUGUCCACCAGACUGCCGAGCUUGCCUGCUGUGGCAGACAAAUGAGUUGCGGCAGUUGGGGCAAGCAGACCAGGAGACAAUGAACAUGUGGCAACCUUUUCUCCAAGCCGCUCGCCUGCGCCUGGGCGACCAAGAGAACGUCGUGGACUUUGCCAUGCCGUUGUGUCGCGAGGUGGAAGAUGCAAUGCCAGGGUGCUUCAGAAUGGAUGUGCUGCGACAGCAGCGUCACCAGUGCGGGGUCACCAGCUGUAGAAGUUACAAUGUUUGGUUGGGGACGGAACAAGUGGAGGCCUGGCCGGUGACGCUGGUGGAAAAUGAGGGCACGCCGGAGGCCACAGUGCAAGAGCUCAUUCUGCACACGUUUAAAGAAGCGUGGCUUGCGGAGGGCUUGCGCUGUGGGGCCUGCGGGCAGCAGAAGAGAGUGCUGCAACAAGCCAUGCCAUUGGCUACACCAGAGGUGCUUGUCGUGAGCUUUCCUCGCAACAGCCACGUGGAUCCGCACACAAGGCGGCAAGUGCGGAAUGAGCACGCUAUAGAAGCUGCAGGCUCCGUCAGUGUCACUGGAAGUGAAUACGACUUUGUGGCUUUAGUGGAGCACAUCCCGGCAGCGCAUGGGGAUACAGAGCAAGGGCAUUUUGUGACUUGGGUCAGACAUGGCGCUGUGUGGCUCCGAUGCGACGAUGCGGUGGUCACACAGAAGGCGUCCAUGCCGAAGAGUGUGGCCAGGAAUGUUGUGCUUGCCGUGUACGAGAAGCCCGUGCUCUCCGCAACAACAGAGAGACCAGACGCAGCUACGUCGACAGGUCGGGAUGUGCAAGUGGAAGAAGAAGAAGAAGAAGACAUAGCUGCAGCGAGCAUUGCCGAAAGAGAAGCCCCUCCGUCUGUGCAGGACACAGGUGCCCAAAACCAGGCUUUGCCAGGAGAAGGCAUGGCGCGGGCAUCGCCUCGGCAGCAUGGCCCCCACAUGGAAACCCUGUCCUUUGGAGAAUCAGAGGACGGCACGUGGGAAUUUGAGAGAGAUGUGGCUGCCGUGCUCGGAAAGUUUGAGAGUGGUGAGGAUGUUGCAGAGAUUUUGGCAAUGGGGCAAGGAGAUGCAAAGGAGCAGUUGCCUGCCUUGGUAGCCUGCUGGGAAAACGAUGAGUUCGGUGGCAAGCAAGCCGUGGAGUUGCAAUAUCCCUUGUGGCGCACAAGCUUCUACCCCGUGUUGGUGCUCAUGGAGGCGUGGAGUCGCAGCACUGGCAUGCCGACCGUGUUCUACUAUGAUGCAUUCUGUGCGUUGCUCAUGGGAUUGCUGCAUAAAGAGAUAGCGGUCGACGUUGCGGGGUACCCCUGCCGCAGCAGAUAUUGGACAAUUGGAACUGCUCGCCCAGGGAGCGGAAAAAGCCCAGCAGUAGACCCGAUGCUAGAGUGCCUCCGCGCUGUGUUAGAAGAGAACCCGCACUUGGCUGCUGGGUGUGGAUGGGACAAAUUCCAUUUGCUAGGCCCCGGGACCCAUUGCGCAGCCAUCGACAAGCUGAAGGUGACGGAUGGAUAUGCAACGCUGGUCGCUGGGGAGGGGGGGCCACUGCUGUGCCCAGCCUUUCCGCAGAACGGGACUUGGAACCAGGCAACGCACAUCAACUUGGCCAGGUUCUUGGACAGCGCGACAGGUGGUGAGGUCCCAUGGGAGACAGCGAUAGACCGGAAGGCCAGAAAGGAUUCUGCAGAGGACCGAGUAGUGCCGAUGAAGGCGAUACCGCCGCAAAAGACCAAUGUCACGAUUGCCUUACUGCAGCAGCUGUCCGUGUGGCACAAUUGGUGGGUGGCCAGCGAAGUUCGGAGCCAGAUCGGUUUGCCACAGCGGUGCAUGUUCUCCUUCGGAGCCCUGCGGGACCCGGGCCCUCCACGCUUGCAAGCGUUUGAGAAGCAAGUGGUGAUGCCCAUCUUGCGCCGAAUCUUUGAGGUGGUGUUGAAAUCCAUUGGCGGGAAGGCGCCGCUGGCAACAGAUGCGCCGGCAAGAGAAUGGAAGUUGACGCCUGCCUUGAAAGAGGUCUUCCAUGCAUAUCGGUUGGCGUGCCGAGAUGUCACCAAACGCACAUUCUUCAGCAAAACCCUGGUGAGUGGACUGCACAAAGCACCCUAUUGGGUCAGCGCUGUGGCCUUAUUCGGAACUCUCUUGGAGGGGCUGUGGCCGGUGGCCUGUGGGCGCCUUGGCUGCACCCGAACGGCGCGCGCGCGCGUGUGUGAUAUGUGUGUGUGUGUGGUUGCGUUUGUGGGGCCGUGGAGCACGGGCUGGCUGGGGCAGCAAGCAACGAGGAUCCAAGCGAGUUUGCCGGCGUGGAGCGGGCAGCUCAGCGCAGAGGCCUUGAAGAUGGGGACUCUGCGCUUUCAGGAAAGGUUCCUCUAUGGCUUGGCCGUCUUGGAGGGUGUGGAAGCGAUGGCAGAGGUUCUUCGCACCUUGGUGGGUUCGGGGUGGUGUGCAGAGUGGACGCGGCGCUGUGGGCCACCGUUCCGGAACCUGCCGGGCCCGAUGUGGGGAGCUGCGGCAUAUGAGGAAGUGAUGGCCUUGCUGGUGGAGCGGGGUCUUGGAGAGAUCCGCGAACAGCGCCUCACGCAGGAGCAGCUGCUGCGUGUCUUUGUCAAGGGUGCUUUCACGGCAUUGUCCCAGGAAGCCAAAGAGGCUCUGAAGGAUAUGGGCGUUCCAAGUUGGUCAUUUGGACCGCCGCGGCACGCGGCGACGACGGAGCCCCCGCGGCCCAGGACGAGCAAGACGACUGCGAAGAGCCGGCCGCCUGACAGCGCAGGAGGAGACAAGACAGGAUCUGGCCCGAUCCAAUGCCGCGAGCGUGGGCUGUCGAGGAACGAGGCGAAGGCCUUGCCUGCAAGCAGCCGAGGAGAGGCGGAAGAGGCUAGCCCAGACGCUGUGGAGGCGAGCCGUGUGAGCGAAAGAGAGCCGUGGAGCGUGGUUUUCCAUGGCGAGCCAGUGGAGGAUGUGGCAACCUACACAAGCUUGUGGCAAGCCGCCGAACGCGUGCUGGGGGAGCGAGGAGACCCAGGCAUGUACACCUUCCAUGAGAAGAACUUGAAGAGGGAGGGCAAAAGCGCAUGGGCAUUGAGCGGGCUGGAUGCAAAGCGGCCCAGGGUUACGUCCAAAGAUGUGCGGGACGCGCUGCAGGCACACCAGCUGCAAGUGCGCUGUACCAACACGCAGCUGCACAACUUUGUGGUGCGUUUCAAUCGCACGGGCCCUCCCCAGAGCGGCAAGGGCAACCUAACCUUGAGCCAGGUGCGCAACGCGGCCAUGGACUACAUGUGCGAGAGCAUGGAGGCAUGGGCAACGUGGAACCCAUGGCGACUAGUGGUUCUACCAUGUCCAACCUUGGAGGUGGACAGGAUCUGCGUCGUGUGGACUUGCCCGGGCAUGCUGCGACGCGCUGCCUGUCUGCAAGGGAAGGUGGUGAAGCUGGCCGUGGACGCCAAGCAGAAAAUCGUGGCCAAUGAAUAUGGGAUCGUGACAGUCUCAUUUUUGGUGAGCAGCGCGACGCCGAGCAAAACCUGGGCAGGGACCAAGCACACAAAGUCUAUUGACACGCACACUGCCACACAAGAACCCUUCAUCCAAGCGUUGGUGAAUUCGGAGUCAGAGGCUAAUAUGACGCAGAUCUUCACGGAGGCAUGCAACCUUGCAGAGCGAUAUUGCGGCCUAGAUCUACGCGCGCAAGUUUGGCAAGUGCACAAGGACUGCGCCAAGGGGAUCGAAGCGUCCCGGCGCAAAGUCUUUCCGUAUGCCCGCCCAUGUGACGACUAUGUGCAUAUGCGCCGGGCCUCCUACAAAGUUCUCCAGAAGUAUUUGCCGACGAAAACACAGAGGCCGAGGACCAGCAAAGACAAAGCAAAGAAGCGCGCGUCGCCAAGUCCAGCGAGGGCAAGCACCAUGGCGGCGAAAGAGGAGGAAGACUUCAGCCAACUGGAGAGGGUUAUCCAAAUCAGCCGGGAGGUUCCGACGGUGCAAAUGUUCGAUGCCAUUUGGCAGCUGGCUUUUCCGUGGCUGCGGGAGAAAAGCGCAGCGGCCGCAGAGUACUUGCAGCGGACCUACUUUCAGCAGGUGCCCACCGAGAGCCUGCAGAAAGGCUUUCGCUGCAAUGCGACACUUUGGGGCGCUGACAGCUUGUGGUUUGGCGGCUUCUGGGGCGGAAUUCUGGGAACGUAUCCAGGCAGCAGCUCUGGAACACAGCCGCUGGAAUCAUUUCACUCCUACUGGCAAGGCACUAUCAAAGCCAAAGCAAGGACAUCGCCAGCAGACAUAUUUGGCAGCAUGCAAGACCUUUUCCAAAAGGAUUGGGCAGCACGAUUUGCGUGGGACGAAGAGAAGAAGUUCGUGACAUGGCCCGCACGCUCGGCAGAUGCACUGUUCAAUAGCCAAAGUCUACGCUCGGCGGGUAGAUCCCCAGCUAGGGAUUUCUGGGAACACCGUGAAAAGCGGUUUUGUGGGAACCGCAACUACCGCGAAGUGUACAUCCGCACAGGUGACACAGAGGGUGCUGGGAUGGAAGGGAUGACCACGUUCUGGGUGCUGCAAAGCAGAGCCCACGACAAAGUCACAGCAGCGGAAGCGAUUGUGCUGCCCGAUGUGGCGGAGACAGUUGCCAACCUCAUCGCGGCAGAGGGCACGCAGUUAGAGAAGUGGCUGGCGAAGGGAGGUAUUGUCAGGGAGGGGCGGCUAGAAUUGGGAGCGUUGCAGAAAUACAUGCACAGGUAUUGCGCAGUCUUGGAGGGGCACUUGGUCCAAGUGUCAUGGCCCCGCAGCCACCGCAAGCUGAAGAAAGCGGUCCCUGGCAAGCUGUGCACCUGCCGGGAAUUCUUGCUGCACGCUGACUGCGAGCACGUGCUCUUCAUCAAGGCGUUGCAGAACGAUCCCACAGCUAGCAUGCAGAACAUCCCGACGCUGAGGCCGCGAGGUCGCAAGCGCAAGGGCCAGUGAUACAGCGUGCCCGCCAUAACCACAGACCACAGAAAAGCAGCGUAGGGGAGCGAAUGUGUCUUUUCUGACCUGUGUCUACAUGUAGAAUAGGGUUGGACGAGAUCUUGUACGGAUGGAAUGUGAGAUGAAUCUAGCUGAUGUCUGAGCCACGUGCCGCGGCGCUAAGGAGGC
Durusdinium trenchii is the source of this 6012-nucleotide messenger RNA. Lineage: Eukaryota; Dinophyceae; Suessiales; Symbiodiniaceae. The record is from the annotation of a GenBank genome assembly.